ACAUGCUAGUUGUAUAGACUAAGCAUUGUUUACGUUUUCGGUUAUCACAAAGUUGCGCAUCCGCAAAUCAACAAACAAUUUCUUUUUUUCUUCUUUUUACAAACAAAAUAAUUUUACUUUAAGAUGAUUAACAUGAAUCAUUUUGAAAAAUGGGAGUUAGAAAGCGAUUUAAAAGCUGCAAAGUCAAAGAGUGCAAGUGAGAAAUCUACUGCAACAGAUUUUGGCAUUGGAAUAGCUGCACAGUUAGGUGUAAGAAAAAAAAGUGUGGAUGAUAAAAAAGUCAAUGUAACAAAUUUAAAAAGAAAUAAACAUGAAAUAAUUAAUGAUGAAUUAAGGAAUGGAGCCGGUGAUGUAUUUUACUCCAACUGGUAUGGUUGGUUAAAUAAGAAGCUCAACAGCAUCAAUGAGUUUACCUGCGUGUUACGUAAUAUGCCUGAUCCAAUAUAUGCGAGAGAGUCACAAUGGAUUACUUUCAUGCAUGAUGAACUUCUUAUUGAUGAACAUACACUUAUUAUUGGUCAUAGCAGUGGUGCUUGUGCAGCAGUUCGCUAUGCUGAAAAGUUCAAAGUUUAUGGUGUUGUCUUUGUCAGUGCUUAUGCUUCCGAUCUUGGAGAUAGUAUAGAAAAACAAAGUGGAUAUUUUGACAGACCUUGGCGAUGGGACAUGGUGAAGGCAAAUACACAAUGGAUUUGUCAAUUUGGCUCAAUAGAUGAUCCUUACUUACCUUGGAGUGAGCAAAAAUUGGUUUCAGAAAGCCUAAAUGCAGAAUUGCAUGAGUAUAUUGAUAUGGGUCAUUUUAACCAGUCAACAUGUAUUGAAAUUUUUGAAGUUAUUAAGAAACAUCUUUUAAGUUGUUAGUAAAACAAUAUAUAAAAUCA
Molecule: messenger RNA, 878 nt
Organism: Hydra vulgaris (swiftwater hydra)
Lineage: Eukaryota; Metazoa; Cnidaria; Hydrozoa; Anthoathecata; Hydridae
Source: RefSeq, a predicted model, not a curated record